This is a messenger RNA of Bombina bombina (fire-bellied toad), 3729 nucleotides long. Its product is annotated as extracellular matrix protein 2-like. The coding region runs from base 372 to 2582 and encodes 736 amino acids. Gene Ontology annotation, biological process: positive regulation of cell-substrate adhesion; extracellular matrix organization. The record is from RefSeq and is a predicted model, not a curated record. Lineage: Eukaryota; Metazoa; Chordata; Amphibia; Anura; Bombinatoridae. The transcript is spliced from 10 exons. Gene Ontology annotation, molecular function: heparin binding; collagen V binding; protein binding. Gene Ontology annotation, cellular component: extracellular matrix.
GUAUAAGGCCGCAGACCUAGCAAAGAUGCUGCCUGUAAGCUUAUACGCAGGGCACUGCUGAUUCCAAUAUCUCGUUAACUCAUACCUGAUAAAAUGAGAAGCCAGAAAUUCCUAAAAAGUGUGAAGGUAAGUCUUGUCUAGUGACCCCACAACUGGACAGAAGUCACAGCUUACGGGGCAUUUGUUCUGAAGGGAAGUCUCACUACAGACGGGGGAAGAAUACACAAAUCCCUCAGUGUUUAAAGGAAACUCUCUGGGGAUUUCAAGUUGGAAAAGACUUAAGUUUAGUUUUAAGAAAUCCUUCCAGUUCCGUCAAAGGGCAGAGAGGUGGAGACCGAGCUUCAGUCAGACUGAACUUAUAAACUAAGGACAUGGACAUAUUUGUAAAGAAAAUGGGUCACACCAUGAAAUUGUUUUUUAUUGUUGUAUCUGUAAGUUUGUUGGGGCUUAUUGGAGCAGUCAAGAAGGUACCAGAGAAACAUAACAGCCCCCUUCUUCUGCAGAAGGUGGUCCAGCCAGAAGGUAACAGCAAACCAACUUCACUAACAGCCCUGAAUACUGAGCGGCUACUUACUGCUGCAAGACAAAGUCCCACCCUAGUGAAGAAGAUGGCUGUGGUUGGUCAAAAUCCUUCAGAAUCUGUCAACGCCUUGAAAGCAGGGAGAGAUCAGUGCUUAGUAAACGGGAUGGUGAUGUACGACGGUGCGGCGUGGUCCCCACGCCCAUGUACCAUGUGUAUAUGUGACAGGGGGAAGCAGGUGUGUGAGCCCGUUGACUGUGAAGAGGUCUCAUGCUCUGGGGGCACAUUGCAAAAACGCCCAGACAGUUGCUGCCCAGUCUGUGUAAAAACAGAAUCACCAAAAAUAAAAGAGGUAGCUGCAUCAACAACAAAAAUCAGCCAAUUAAGUAAACUUGAGAACAAGGAGAAACUAAAGCAAGUAACAAUACGGAAGACAAAAGACGUGUUAGCCAGGAGACCACUCAAGCCAGUGGGCAGUCAACUGAAAAAUACACAAAAUGGCACAGCAUCUGCAAAACACCAAAGGAAAAGAAAAGAGACUGGUGGUCAUAAACAGGUGGAAAAUGCCCCAAAGAAACCACUUCCAAAGGCAAAAGCUGUGUCUCCUGGGAAACAAGAGACAGUCACUGGGGAAAAGGAUGUGGACCUCAGUAAGGCAAAUGUACUAACUAAUGGAGGCAAAUGGUCAAAGAGAACAGACCAGGAAAAGCUGAGAAAAGAAAAAACAAAACAGCAGGAAGUGGAUCGGAAGUCAGAGCAAGAGCAAAGUACAAAGAAGCUGUUAAAAGACACCAACGAAAAACACAUGAAAUCCAAUGUGUCUGUUAGCUCGCUCCCUGCUCCAACUGUACUCAGUAUAGGACCACCAGUUCACCCAAUAGAAACCCACAUCCCAUCGCUCCCCAGCGGAUGCAUCCUCACAGAAUCCACCAUCGCAUGUGGAAAUACAGGGAUGAAGUACCUCCCUCUAAUGACAGACCCUGGACUGAAGUCAUUGUACUUAGCUGAAAAUGAGAUUUCUAAGCUCUCUGCCAGAGCUUUUGCAGGAUUGCCUAACUUGGAGUGGCUGGACCUAAGCAAAAACAAGCUGGACGACUCUGGCCUGUCAUUUGACGUCUUCAAAAAUCUAACCAAACUCAAGCGGCUUAACCUGGACGGAAACCGACUCACUGAACUCCCGCUGCUUCCUCCAUCUCUGCAAGAACUGAAGAUCAACGACAACAAAUUGCAUGAGCUGAACAGGCACAGCUUCAGCGGCCUUGAUAAUUUGCUCAAUCUUGAACUGGAAGGUAAUAAUUUUCAUGAUGGCAACGUCUACCCUUUGACAUUCAAGCCCCUUAAGAAUCUGAUUUACUUACGCCUGGGUCGCAAUCAGUUCCGCGCAUUACCAUCAGGACUCCCAGCAUCCCUGCAGGAGCUGCAUUUGGAUAACAAUCACAUUGAGGUUGUGCCUGAAGGAAUUCUGAACAAGACGCUGAAUCUGAGUGUCAUUGCGCUAAACAACAACAGACUUCAAGAAGACCGUAUUGCCCCGCGGGCAUGGAUCCAUCUGAUGCACGUGGAAUCCUUGGAUUUGUCAUAUAACCGCAUGGUGCAUGUUCCAUCUUUUUUACCUCGGGGGCUAAAGCAGCUAAUUCUGCACCACAACCAGAUAGAACGGAUCCCGGGUUACGUAUUCGCACAUCUGAAGCCGGGAUUAGAGUUCCUCCAUCUUUCGCACAACCAUCUGAGAGAUGAUGGGAUCCACGCCGUGUCGUUUUUUGGUCUCUACAAGUCUCUCAAUGAGCUUUUGCUGGACAAUAACCUCUUUCAAUCCAUCCCUCGUGGUAUCUUGAAUUUGAGAUCAUUGCAGGUCCUUCGUCUCAGUUUCAAUAAAAUUAGGUAUGUGCCCCUGAACUCAAUCUGUGACACCAGAAUAUCUGUCGACUCCAACCUUGUAUCCAUACACCUGGAGAGCAACUUCAUUAACAGGCGUCUGAUCCCACCCACUGCGUUCUCCUGCAUAAAAUCCUACCACAGUGUCAUCCUGCGCCCCCAGAACGGAGAUUAUGAUGACUAUUAAUUUACUGAACACUAACGGAACCCAUAUGACUUAAUCACACAGUGACAAGAAAGAAAGUCUCAUUACAGAACUCAUCUUUGUGUGACAUAUAAGUGUUUUUAUCUUGAAGAAAAGACACAUUAUUGAAGCCACCAUGUGUUUCUAAUGCCUGUGUGUAAAUGUCACCUGUAUAUGUCCAUGUAAAAAUUAAGGUGACACUGUGACAGGAAAGAAGUAACUGCUGGCUGUUACUGUGUAUCAGAGAGCACCAUGGGAAAUAUCCUCUUUUUGUGCUCACUGUAAGAACUUUGAUUUUAGAGGGACAUGCUACUUAUAUGCUAAAUCACUUGAAAGCGUUUCAGUAUAACUGUAAAAAGCUGAAAAGAAAAUAUCACCUGAACAUCUCUAUGUAAAAGAGAUAUUUUACCUCAAAAUCUCUUCAUCUCACAAUAGUAAGUGCUCUGUGAAGUUAUACUUCAGCUACUGCCCAGCUGCAGGCUGAAAAAAACAAACAAUAGCCAAUCAGCAUCUGCAGUGCUGAGGUCAUGCUUUGCUUUAAUGUCAUCUCAUGAGAUUUUACUAGAUUUCAUAGUAAACUUCCUUUAACUGAAUAGGUAAAUAACAUGACUGUGCCUGCAGAUGUCAGAUGUAUGCUCCCUUGCAAGUCCCAGGACUAGCAUCUUGAUUGGCUGCAGAAAAUCCCUUUACAAUGGGAUGUGGCUACUGAGGAAAUUUUAAUGUAAAAUAUCUUCCUUUUUACAUAGAGAUGUUCAGGUGAUAUUUUCUAGUCAGCUUUUUAUAGCUAUCACUUUAGUGAUUUAACAUUUGAAUAUCAUGUCCCUUGAAGUAAGCUUUCUGCGCACAUAAGGUAGCAUGCGUAUUACAAGUUAAAAUUAAAAAGUUUUCACACGAACGCUAACCCAACGUGCACAAAGAGCAGAAGAAUAUUGCGACCGCGUUAAUGUAUUUCUCCAUAGAAGUCAAUGGAGCAUGAAAAAAACUUAACACCAUAGGCUCAAGAGCAGCAAUGCACUGCUGUGAGCUAGCUGCUGAUUGGUAGCUACACACAUAUGUUCAGCUAGCUCCCAGUAAUACAUUUGUGCUCUAUAGCUGACUUUAAAUAUGUGUUUAACCCCUUUGCAAUAAUAAAAUAUUCUUGUUUUUUGCA